Messenger RNA from Cylas formicarius (sweet potato weevil), 1697 nucleotides. RefSeq lists its product as uncharacterized. Gene Ontology annotation, cellular component: RNA polymerase II transcription regulator complex. Gene Ontology annotation, biological process: positive regulation of transcription by RNA polymerase II. The coding region runs from base 626 to 1636 and encodes 336 amino acids. The record is from RefSeq and is a predicted model, not a curated record. The transcript has 2 exons. Gene Ontology annotation, molecular function: transcription coactivator activity. Lineage: Eukaryota; Metazoa; Arthropoda; Insecta; Coleoptera; Brentidae.
UAUAAUAUAAUAUAUAAUAUAAAAUAAUAUAUGUAUAAAAUAUAUAUAAUAUAUAAUAAUAAUAUAAUAAAUCAAACAUUUGUUAUCAAGCCAUAUUAAUAUCCGAUAUUGUAAUUUUCGUCGUGUUUAAUUGUCUUUUGUGGUUACUUGCAAUAUUAUGAUUCUAUUGAAUUUAAUUAUAUUAGAAGCGUCAACAAACUAAUUACCCCAUAUCUUUUUGUUGUUGGGUGAAACUCAAACAAUAUUGUCGUUCCUGGACAAUAAUAUUGUUUGAUUUUUCACAUUUUUAUGUUUAGCAAUUUCUAAAACGAAAUUUUUAAAACUGCUUUUGCACAUUAGAUAAUAUCACAACGAUAAUUUCGCAAAAAAUGUGGUUCUAUUGGCGAAAGUUUCCACCGUUUUCGAAAACAGGAUACGACAAUGCGGAAAUUCCAAGAGCGACGGGUGCUCACGAUUUCCUUACUUUUACCGAUAAAUUCGACUUUUAAAUUCCGAAACCUUAAUGCCACUAAUACAGUCAUUAAGUUGAAAUUAGCGAGGGACGUGUCGGGACAAGGGAACGUAUAAAACUACUUAACGACUACCCACCAAUUGUGAGUUAUUCGACUGCCAUCGAACAGAAAACAUGAAGAUGAUUACAUUGUGCGUAGUACUCAGUGUGGCCGUAGUUAGCGUCUACGCCGACGCACCAAUUCCGCACACCGUCUACGGGGUGCCCAAAGCUUACGCAGCUCCUACGACCGAAUCGCACCCCACGCUCUCCCAGGAAUACGGCAUACCCAAGGUUGUUUUGCCGCUUGAACCCCACCAAGAAUACGGAACUCCUCGGGUAGAGGUCAAACCUGUCGUCACAUCCUACGACUACGCUGUCCCCAAAGUCGAAUAUGGCGUGCCGAAAAUUCAUGAAGAGUAUGGCGCACCCAAACCUGAAUACGGCGUACCAAAGUUACACGAAGAAUAUGGCGUUCCUAAACAGGUCGAACCAGUCAUUACUUCUUACGAAUACGCUAUCCCCAAAGCUCCGGUGCCUGAGUACGAAGUGCCAAAAAUACACGAAGAAUAUGGUGUUCCAAAAGUGCACGAAGAAUACGGCGUACCCAAAGUACAUGAGGAAUAUGGCGUCCCCAAACUGCACGAAGAGUACGGCGUACCAAAGCACGUGGAACCAGUCAUUACAUCUUACGAGUACUCCAUUCCCAAAGUGACAAUCGCCGCGCCGAUUCGUCAGGUGUACGGAGUACCAGCAGAAGAGUAUGGUGUGCCGAAGAAGGUGCAUGAAGAGUACGGAGUUCCCCAGCAGGAAUAUGGCGUGCCUCGUCAUGUAGAGCCCGUCGUUACGUCGUACGAGUACGGUAUCCCCAAAAUCGACGUCAGAACUCCCGCCGUUGAAUACGGUACUCCCAAAAUCCACGAGGAGUACGGCGUGCCCAAAUUGCACGAGGAAUACGGAGUUCCAAAAGUUCACGAAGAGUACCGCGCUCCUGUGAUCACGUCCUACGAUUAUACGCUUCCCAGAGGACCUGCCCAAGAGUACGGAGUUCCGGUACCCUACCCAGAAUACGGCGCACCCAAAGCCGAGUACGGAGUGCCGAAAGUGGUCAAGCCCCACGCAGUCUACGGCGUUCCGAGUGCCUGAGUUGACUAGUUAAUCUAGAAUAAUUAAAUUAUUAGAACCCUGUUGGAAAUAAUAAAAUUUA